AAGCGGUCGAGGAUUCCGGCGGCUUGAUCAGCUUGCGCCUACGUCAACAGGCAGCUAUACUCGCAGUUAUGUCAGCCGCAGCUGAUCGCCUUUCGACUCAUUAGCCAUCUAGAGCGGCGCAGAUAAGGGGGCGGGGGGUAUGAGUUGUCCCUCGCUUUACAUUAACUUAUUCACUGCGUCAGUUUGACCGCCAGAGACACUUUGGACUUCUUGCUAGUCGGUCUAUCCAGCAGGACGGGGCAGUCGUGGCUAACAUAUAUUGUACAUCAGAGCACAUAAAGAGACGCUCGACGCGCAUCCCGCAUAUCGAGGGAUAUGUGCAGGACAUCCGUACUUCUCCGCUGGUCGCUUCUUCUGUGGAUGCUUAAAGACGACGACGCCUUGGCCUACAAGUGUUCGGAAGUCUCUGACACAGUGUUCGACCGGGCUUCGGAAUGUGUCCUGAAGGUGAUGCACCCAGCCAUGCUAGAGGCGUUCGGGAAGAGCCAACCCUCUGCGAUCACCGCUUCUGGGACGCCGGACCUUCAGAGAGUCAAGCAAACAUGGAACAAAAGCUGCACUACUCAAGCCAACAGCAUUACUGAACUACUGGUGCCAAGUCAAGCUGAUGAAGAUAAAGCCAGGUUGACAUUCAUGGUCGAAACCUGCCUCAACAGCACCAUUUUCACCACUCAGUUCGAGGCGUCAGCAGCAGCCAAGUGACAAGAAGCUCGACAGUUAUGUCCAGAAAUGGAUCAUGUGCACGGAGACUGCCCCGGAGAGUCAAGAUUCUAUGAAAUUUUGGCAAGCUAUAAAAGGAAAAUACCAGUUUAAUGAACAAAAGAGCUUUAUUUUGGUGCACACAAGAGACACUAUACACACAAUGUAAGGUGAUAAGCAGGUGCAUAAAAAAAAAAAAAAAAACGCAACAUGGAAUGGCGCACCACAUCAGUACAUGAGACUGUCACUUGAAAGUA
This is a messenger RNA of Dermacentor andersoni, 956 nucleotides long. RefSeq lists its product as uncharacterized. NCBI's taxonomy places the organism in Eukaryota, Metazoa, Arthropoda, Arachnida, Ixodida, Ixodidae. The record is from RefSeq and is a predicted model, not a curated record.